Messenger RNA from Lodderomyces orthopsilosis Co 90-125, 1173 nucleotides. RefSeq names its product Rcn1 protein. NCBI's taxonomy places the organism in Eukaryota, Fungi, Ascomycota, Pichiomycetes, Serinales, Debaryomycetaceae. The transcript has a single exon. Bases 1 to 1173 code for a protein of 390 amino acids. The record is from RefSeq and is a predicted model, not a curated record.
AUGGUUGGUAUGGAAUUGCGCAGUAUAAUUGGAGAAGCUGAAUUUAAUUACGAGGACUUUCCAGAAUUACGUUACACGAGCUUCAAGUUCAGCUCCAUUCUUGAAGUACAUUUACACAACUUAAAAAAGCUGAAACUUGAAUACUUGAAGGUUAUUUCAGAGGAUUAUCGCCCAAGUUCAGAAAUAGACUUGAGCCAACUUCCACCAAGCUUGAAAUAUUUACAAGCGACUGAAUCGUAUUUUAUUGCCAACGGAAGAAAUGAGAAUAUGCCCCAAUUGGAGCACCUCAUUCUCUAUGUUCCGGGAGAUCCUAUAUUGAAACCAUUAGUUGAAACCUUUGUUAAUCUUCAAUUAAAAGAAGGGUUGAAGACUUUAGGUUUGGGAAGAGACGCUACCCAUUUGUUAUCUGACAUCGAACGAUUGCAGGCGGUGACUAGUUUGGACCUAGACUUCGCUGAUGAUUCAUUAGAUCUUCUGAAAUUUCCCAAUUUGGAAAAACUCACCAUUGGGUCAAUCAAGGAUGCGCUGGUUUUAGAAUCAUGGGAUGUUCCACAAUCGAUGGAAGAAAUCUACCUUGGAAAAAUCUUCAGAGAGAAUAACAAUAAUAUUUCAUCUUUUUUCUCAAAGCUUCUACCGGGGUUGCUGUCGUUAACAAUACAGGGACGCAAAUCCAAAUGGUUUCCAGGAAUGUUGGAUUUUUCGAAGUUUCAAAAUUUGAAAUACCUUUCCAUUGGUGGUGAGAGUGAGGGUUUUGAUCAAAUCAACUUACCUAACUCAAUUGAACAGUUGGGCAUCUACAUUUCUUCCCUUGAGUCCAUUGACGAGAUACAGUUUCCAAAAAUAUGCGCUUCCGAAAAGAGUAAUGUAUUGAAUGCUACACACCACUCGAGCCUCAAAAACCAUCAUCGGUCGGCAUGCUUGUUUUGGGAAGCUUUUCCUCUAAUACCUCGUUCUCCGAUUUAUCCAACACAAUCGCUGGAACACCCUCUUCAUUAUACAAUACUUCUUCUCUCACUUGAUUUGAGUCGUCUUGAUACUUUCUCACCAUGUUGCCACCUAAGCGCUCCCACAAUAGACUCGAUAAAUCUUCGGGUGAAUAGAUUGCCUUUUCAUUUGGCCCUUCUUCGAGCUUGUCCCAGUGGUCCCAAUCAUGAGGGCUCAUUGGGGGACUGA